AGUUAAUAUUCACUAGCAGCCUCCCCAGACCCCUCUCCAUCCCCUGCUUAAAUACACCUGAGGACAGGGCUGUGUUCCUCAGCCUCUGUCUCCGACACCCCUGGCACAGUGAGCCGACAAUGCCGUCCUUUUUCUCCUGGGGCUUCCUGCUGCUGGCCAGCCUGUGCUGCUUGUUCCCCGGCUGCCUGGCUGAAGAUGUUCAGAAGACUGCUGCUUCCCAGCAGGACCAGGAACACCCAGCCUUUCACAGGAUUGCCUUGAAGUUGGACAUAUUUGCCUUCUGCCUGUACUGGAAUCUGUUCGAGCAACCCAACGUAACAGAUUUCUUCUUCUCUCCUGUGAACAUCGCCGCGGCCUUGGCCAUGCUCUCCCUGGGCACCAAGGAUGCCACCCACUCUGAGAUCCUGAGGGGCCUGGGCUUCAACAUCACAGAGAUGCCAGAGGCAGACAUCCAUGCGGACUUCCAGAGCCUCCUCCACACCCUCAACAGGCCCAGCAACCAGCUCAAGCUGACCACGGGCAGUGGCUUGUUUUUCCAUGAGAGCCUGAAGCUCCUGGAGCCAUUUUUGAUGGAUGUGAAGAACCUGUACCAGUCAGAGGCCUUCACCGUUGACUUCACUGACCCUGAAGAAGCCAAGAAGCAGAUCAACAAAUACGUGGAGAAGGGAACACAGGGGAAAAUUGUGGAUCUGGUGAAAGACCUGGACAAAGACACCGUGCUUGCCCUGGUGAAUUACAUUCUCUUUAAAGGCAAGUGGGAGAAACCUUUCAACCCAGAGCAAACCAGCGAGGGGGACUUCCAUGUGGAUGAGGCCACCGUGGUGAAGGUGCCCAUGAUGCACCGGAUGGGCAUGUUCCGAGUCCAUUACUGCAGCAAGCUGUCCAGCUGGGUCCUACUGAUGGGCUACCAGGGCAAUGCCACCGCCAUCUUCUUCCUGCCAGACCAGGGCAAAAUGUCACACCUGGAGGCCACACUCAACACAAGCAUCAUUAGCAAGUUCCUGCGCAAAACUGACAUAAGGUCUGCAGAUAUAUACUUCCCCAAACUGUCCAUCUCUGGAACCUAUGACCUGGAGCCAGUCCUGAGCGCGCUGGGCAUCUCCACGGUCUUCAGCAACGGUGCUGACCUUUCCAAGGUCACCACGGAUGCCCCACUGAAGGUCUCCAAGGCUGUGCACAAGGCUGUGCUGACCCUGGAUGAGAAAGGAACCGAGGCUGCAGGGGCCACCGUUUUGGAAGCCAUUCCCAUGUCUCUUCCCCCUGAGGUGAUAUUUAACCACCCAUUCCUUGCCCUAUUCAUUGAUAUAGGUACUGAGAGUCCCCUCUUCGUGGGCAAAGUGGUGAACCCCACACAGCAGUGACCUCUCUGGGCAGGUCCCUUCCUUGAUGGCAUUAAACACAGGCCAAGCUGGCCCAUUCAGC
Molecule: messenger RNA, 1422 nt
Organism: Dipodomys ordii (Ord's kangaroo rat)
Lineage: Eukaryota; Metazoa; Chordata; Mammalia; Rodentia; Heteromyidae
Product: alpha-1-antitrypsin-like
Exons: 6
Coding region: 120-1361 (413 amino acids)
Biological process (GO): negative regulation of endopeptidase activity
Molecular function (GO): serine-type endopeptidase inhibitor activity
Source: RefSeq, a predicted model, not a curated record